GCCGUUUUCGCCGCCAUCUCACAAUCGUCCACGAGGAUUACCUCAUCGUCGCCUUCAUCCUCCGCGCUUGUCGUCGUCAACGAUGACAAACUCUCGCAGCGCCGGCCAAGCGAAAAGGGGAGGGGACGUUCUUGAAAAGAAUGUGCCUGUUGUGGAGAAGAAGGGAAGGCAUCACGCGAAGAAGCGUAAGGUUGUCGCUGGUGGGCCAUCCAAUGCCGGGAAAAGCGUAAGGGAGGAGUGGGUGAGCGACGGCGAGAGCACGGAAGAAGAUGACGCCAUCAAAUCGGGAGAAGAGGAGGCCGUUACACGGAAAGGGUCGUUGCUCACCCGGGGUGCUUUGAAGAUCAACGACACAGAGGUGCGCACGGCGGGGGCAUUGGCAAUGACACGUACGAUGGGGCCACCGGAGGGCGAUCGGUCUGUUCGGGCCCCUUCGUCACCAGCGACGCCACGUCAGCAGCCCGUAAAGGACGGUGGAGGGGGUUCAAACGCGGCUGCUCAAGGGAGCGGACAGGUAGUAUCACGCACCCAUGCGAUGGAGGCGCAAGGUGGCGGGGCAGGGGUGGGGUCUUCCAUGGCAGCUGGAGGCGCUGGGGCUGGCGAAGGCCGUGGCGAUGGCGACGAUGACGAUCCUUUGGUGAACAGACAUAGGGGAGGGUAUGUGAAAGAGGGUAUCGAGGCCGCGACGAGGCUGUGGGUGGAUGAUCUCAGAUUCUGGAACGAGAUGGAGGGACACGGGCUUUAUAAGUUGAUUAUUGAGGCGCACUUGUACCUUUUCGCCAUCACCAGGGGGGUACAACCGCCAGGCAUACGCCGGAGCAUUGCCCUCCCGCACAACACCACCCCCCAGCAUAAAGUGGAAGACGAAUCCGAGCUGAAGGCGGCGAAAGAGAGGGCGACGAGAGUGUAGAGCAUCGCCUUGCGCAUUAUCCAUGCGUGGAUCUUCAAGUCCGCCAGCCGGUCACGUGGCUACCAUGCAGCAUACGGCU
Molecule: messenger RNA, 989 nt
Organism: Chara braunii
Lineage: Eukaryota; Viridiplantae; Streptophyta; Charophyceae; Charales; Characeae
Source: the annotation of a GenBank genome assembly